Molecule: messenger RNA, 1116 nt
Organism: Striga asiatica
Lineage: Eukaryota; Viridiplantae; Streptophyta; Magnoliopsida; Lamiales; Orobanchaceae
Source: the annotation of a GenBank genome assembly
AUGCGUACUUUCCCGAGACGGGAGUCGGGUCGGGUGGGUUCCGUCAGCUCGUCCGGAUGCUGCCAGCUGUCGAACACGGCUAGAGUGAGGACGGUUGUCCGAGAUGGUGCGCGUGCGGACCCACUUACUGCCGUAUUUGGCGACAGCGUACGCGUCGGCAGACCCCUUCCCUCCGGAUGUUGUUUUUGUCGGGACGAGAUUCCGGCACCCGAUGAUUCCGAGCUCGAUUGUCCCGACUGGGGGUUUCCAGAGCUGGCGGGCAGUAGGGCGGUAGUCGCUGCACACAUGGGCACCCUCGUCCAUCACGUGGUAACCCCCAUCGAAGCAAAGCCGCAGCUGGACCCUACCUCUGUAGGCUUCUCCUCGCUGUUGGGGUCUUCCAUGGUGCACCACCGUGGGGCCACUGUGCGAUCGUCCACGCGCCGCUCGAUAGACAUUAACGGAACCCUGGCGACGCCCACGACAAGCGGCUCUUUCGGCGUCGGCCGGUUUUCGAGCAGGAAGAAUGUGAGGCUGUGCUCGGUGAACGGCUCGGCCGCCACGAACAUUAGAUCCUCGUUCCAAGUCGGGCCACCCGUGCUCGAGACGGCCGGUUUGGACGACUGUUUGAGGGGCAUUGGCAUCGGCGUGGGAAGGUCUUGGGCCUCGACGACGCACGACCGAAGGUACCACAGCUUAGGCGACUGGUACACCUUCGAUCUAGAAGUUGGGCUGUUGGCCGCAUCGGCCUUCCACGCGUCGGGGAACGACUCGUCCGCUUGUGUCCCAACCCACGCGGCCAGCAUCAAGUCGCCCCGGUGGGCCCCGCCGCCUUCCAGACGGUACCACUGUGGGGCCAGUGAGCUGUCGGGCGGGUCCCGCAGAGGGAUCUCGCCCGCAUCGAAGCAGAUCCCUCCCAGGAAGCCGCCGCCACCGGCUGCCGGGUCCCACACCGAUACUUCUAGCACGUCGGACGAGUCCCCGCGUGCAAAGGCAAACGUCUGUUCCCAUUCGAAGCUGGCGGCCGCCAGGCGGGCUGGCCGAGAAACGACAUGGCGGCCUGAGACAACGAUUUUCACCACGGGGGAGCCGGUGGUCGGGAGGGACCGGGCCUUGACGACUCGGACGAAGAUAUAG